Molecule: messenger RNA, 3625 nt
Organism: Podarcis muralis (Common wall lizard)
Lineage: Eukaryota; Metazoa; Chordata; Lepidosauria; Squamata; Lacertidae
Source: RefSeq, a predicted model, not a curated record
UAUUAUUAUUAUUAUUAUUAUUAUUAUUAUUUCAUAAAAAUUGGGAACAUGGGUAGGAAGCGGGGGAAUGUAGGAGAUGUGUGAAAUAAGAGAAGGGGCAAAUGGUGUUUGAUUUCUUCUUUUCCCUUUGUUCUCUUCCUUGGAAUCCAAAAAGGACUUCCUCUCUGCCCACUCUGAAGAAGGUGUUACAGAAGAAUGUCAGAAUUCCAGGGGACGGGAAUAGACAUUGAAAUGUGAGAAAUGUGGAAUAUGCUUCACUGAAUGAGCACACAUAGCUCACAUCAACAAACUCACAGGAGAGAAACCUUUUAAAGAUUUGAAGUGUGGAAAGAGUUUCACUGAUAGUGAAAAACCUAGAAUACAUCAGCGGACUGCCAUGGGUAAGAAAGGAUUCCAAUGCAGGGAGUGUGGGAAGAGCUUCAGUCAGAAUGGAAACCUUAAAUUACACCAAAGGACUCACACAGGGGAGAAACCAUUUAAAUGUAUGGAGUGUGGAAAGAGCUUCAGUCAGAAUGGAAACCUUAGAAUACAUCAACGUACACAUACAGGGGAGAAACCGUUUAAAUGCAUGGCUUGUGGAAAGAGCUUUAGUGAUAGUGGAACCCUUAGAAAACAUCAACAUUUUCACACAGGAGCGAAACCAUUUAAAUGUAUGGAGUGUGGAAAGAGCUUCAGUUUCAGUUCAAACCUUAGACAACAUCAACAGACUCACACUGCGGAGAAACCAUUUAAAUGCAUGGAGUGUGGAAAGAGCUUUAGUCAAAAUGCGCACCUAACUUUACACCAUCAAACUCACACAGGUGAGAAACCAUUUAGAUGUAUGGAGUGUGGAAAGAGCUUCAUUCAGAUUGGAAACCUUAGAAUACAUCAACGGACUCAUACAGGGGAGAAACCAUAUACAUGUAUGGAGUGUGGAAAGAGCUUCAGUCAGAGUGGAGAGGUUAGAUCACAUCAACGGACUCAUACAGGGGAGAAACCAUUUAAAUGCCUGGAGUGCGGAAAGAGCUUUUCUGAUAAUGAACACCUUAGAAGACAUCAACAGACUCACACAGGAGAGAAACCAUUUAAAUGCCUGGAGUGCGGAAAGAGCUUCAGUCAUAAUGGACACCUUAGAAGACAUCAACGGACUCACACAGGGGAGAAACCAUUUAAAUGCAUGGAGUGUGGAAAGAGCUUCAGUCAGAGUGGACACCUCAAUAUACAUCUACAGACUCACACAGGGGAGAAACCAUAUAAAUGUAUAGAGUGCAGAAAGAGCUUUAGUGAUAAUGUAAGCCUUAGAACACAUCAAUGGACUCACACAGGGGAGAAACCAUAUAAAUGUAUGGAGUGUGAGAAGAGUUUUAGUAUUAGUGGAAGCCUUAGAAGACAUCAACGGACUCACACAGGAGAGAAACCAUUUAAACGCCUGGAGUGCGGAAAGAGCUUCAGGCAGAGUGGACACCUUAGAAGACAUUGGCAGACACAUGACGGAGAAACUGUAGUGUCAGAAACACAUCAAUGGACUCACACAGGGGAGAAACCAUUUAAAUGCCUGGAGUGCGGAAAGAGCUUUACUGGUAAUGAACACCUCAGAAGACAUCAACGGACUCAUACAGGGGAGAAACCAUUUAAAUGCCUGGAGUGUGGAAAGAGCUUCAGUCAGAAUGGAAACCUUAAAUUACACCAGCGGAUUCACACAGAGGAGAAACCAUUUAAAUGCCUGGAGUGUGGAAAGCGCUUCAGUCAGAAUGGACACCUUAGUAGACAUCAACGGACUCACACAAGGGAGAAACCAUAUAAAUGUAUAGAGAGCGGAAAGAGCUUUACUGAUAAUGGACACCUUAGAAGUCAUCAACGGACUCACACAGGGGAGAAACCAUAUAAAUGUAUAGAGAGCGGAAAGAGCUUUAGUGAUAAUGGAAGCCUUAGAACACAUCAACGGACUCACACAGGGGAGAAACCAUUUAAAUGCCUGGAGUGCGGAAAGAGCUUCAGUCAGAAUGGAGACCUUAAAUUACACCAGCGGAGUCACACAGGGGAGAAACCAUAUAAAUGUCUGGAGUGCGGAAAGAGCUUUACUGGAAAUGGACACCUUAGAAGACAUCAACGGGCUCACACAGGGGAGAAACCAUAUAAAUGUAUAGAGUGUGGAAAGAGCUUCAGUCAUAAUGGAAACCUUAGAAGACAUCAACGGACUCACACAGGGGAGAAACCAUAUAAAUGUAUAGAGUGCAGAAAGAGCUUUAGUGAUAAUGGAAGCCUUAGAAGACAUCAACGGACUCACACAGGGGAGAAACCAUUUAAAUGCCUGGAGUGCGGAAAGAGCUUCAGUCGGAAUGGACAACUUAAAUUACACCAGCGGAUUCACACAGGGGAGAAACCAUAUAAAUGUAUAGAGUGCGGAAAGAGCUUUACUGAUAAUGGACACCUUAGAAGUCAUCAACGGACUCACACAGGGGAGAAACCAUAUAAAUGUAUAGAGUGCGGAAAGAGCUUUAGUGAUAAUGGAACCCUUAGAAGACAUCAACGGACUCACACAGGAGAGAAACCAUUUAAAUGCCUGGAGUGCGGAAAGAACUUUUCUAAUAAUGAACACCUUAGAAGACAUCAACGGACUCACACAGGAGAGAAACCAUUUAAAUGCCUGGAGUGCGGAAAGAGCUUUUCUGAUAAUGAACACCUUAGAAAACAUCAACGGACUCACACAGGAGAGAAACCCUUUAAAUGCCUGGAGUGCGGAAAGAGCUUUUCUGAUAAUGAACACCUUAGAACACAUCAACGGACUCAUACAGGGGAGAAACCAUAUAAAUGUAUAAAGUGCAGAAAGAGCUUUAGUGAUCAUGUAAGCCAUAGAACACAUCAACAGACUCACACAGGGGAGAAACCAUAUAAAUGUAUGGAGUGUGAGAAGUGUUUUAGUAUUAGUGAAAACCUUAGAAGACAUCAACGGACUCACACAGGGGAGAAACCAUUUAAAUGCCUGGAGUGCGGAAAGAGCUUCAGUCAGAAUGGACAACUUAAAUUACACCAGCGGAUUCACACAGGGGAGAAACCAUAUAAAUGUCUGGAGUGCGGAAAGACCUUUACUGAAAAUGGACACCUUAGAAGACAUCAACGGGCUCACACAGGGGAGAAACCAUAUAAAUGUAUAGAGUGCGGAAAGAGCUUUAGUGAUAAUGGAAGCCUUAGAAGACAUCAACGGACUCACACAGGGGAGAAACCAUAUAAAUGUAUAGAGUGCGGAAAGAGCUUUACUGAUAAUGGACACCUUAGAAGUCAUCAACGGACUCACACAGGGGAGAAACCAUAUAAAUGUAUAGAGUGCGGAAAGAGCUUUAGUGAUAAUGGACACCUUAGAAGACAUCAACGGACUCACACAGGAGAGAAACCAUUUAAAUGCCUGGAGUGCGGAAAGAGCUUUUCUGAUAAUGAACACCUUAGAAGACAUCAACGGACUCACACAGGAGAGAAACCAUUUAAAUGCCUGGAGUGCGGAAAGAGCUUUACUGAAAAUGAACACCUUAGAACACAUCAAUGGACUCAUACAGGGGAGAAACCAUAUAAAUGUAUAGAGUGCAGAAAGAGCUUUAGUGAUAAUGUGAGCCUUAGAACACAUCAACGGACACACACAGGGGAGAAACCA